AUGCCUACCACUGACUCCGACGGCAGUAAGCAGCAGCUUCAUGUGGUGAUGUUCCCAUGGCUUGCUUUCGGUCACAUCAUCCCUUUCCUUGAACUUUCUAAAUCAAUAGCCCAAAAAGGUCACAAAGUCUCUUUUCUUUCCACAAUUCGAAACAUCCAACGUCUCCCUUCCCACCUCUCGCCACUUCUAAAUCUUGUUCCACUCACUCUUCCACGUCUUCACCAGCUGCCACAGGAUGCAGAAGCCACCAUGGAUGUCCGCACUGAAGAUAUUCAAUACCUCAAGAAGGCCUUCGAUGGUCUUCAGCUAGAAGUCACUCGGUUUCUUGAGUCAGAGUCCCCAGACUGGAUUAUUUAUGAUUUUGCUCCCUACUGGUUGCCGAAGAUCGCUGCUAGCCUCGGCAUCUCGCGAGCCUUCUUCUCCAUAUUCAAGGCAUGGUUCAUCGCUUUUUUAGCAGAGUCACCGGAGGACAUGAUAAACGGCUCCGAUGAUCGGACGUCGGUUGAGGAUUUCCUGGUGCCACCCAAGUGGCUUCCGUUUCCUUCGACAAUAUGCUACCGGAGGCAUGAAGCUAACUGGAUGAUGGGUGUUUGUUCUCCUAAUGCUUCUGGGGUUUCAGAUGCUUAUCGUAGCGGUAUGAUUUUGAAGGGUUCUAACUGUUUGUUUAUAAGACAUUCCUACGAUUUUGAACCCCAAUGGUUAACCGUUGUAGAAGAGCUGCACCACCUCCCGGUGGUUCCAGUAGGCCUAAUGCCACCGGCCACAGCGGUGGAGGUAGAAAACGGGAAAGAUGACACGUGGCUAACAAUCAAGAACUGGCUCGAUGGUCAACAAAAGGUUCAUGUGGUGUACGUGGCAUUAGGCAGUGAGGUUAUGCUGAGCAAAACUGAUGUGAGUGAGUUAGCCCUUGGCCUCGAGCUCUCUGGAUUGCCAUUCUUUUGGGCUUUCAGAAAACCGGCGGGUUCCACCGAGUCAGACUCGGUUGAAUUGCCAGACGGGUUCUUGGAGCGAAUCCGGAACCGUGGGAUGGUGUGGACGAGUUGGGUACCUCAGUUACAGAUACUGAGUCAUGACUCGGUGGGUGGUUUCUUGACUCACUGUGGUUGGGGCUCGAUUGUGGAAGGGCUAAUGUUUGGUCAUCCUCUAAUAAUGCUUCUGUUUUUGGUGGACCAAGGGCUGAAUGCCCGAGCAUUGGUCGACAAAAAUGUAGGAAUUGAAGUGCCAAGAAAUGAGGAAGAUGGGUCCUUCACCAAGAACUCGGUGGCCGACUCACUGAGUUUGGUAGUGGUUGAAGAUGAAGGAAAGAUCUACAAGGAGAAUGCCAUGGCUUUGAGCUGA
Lactuca saligna is the source of this 1338-nucleotide messenger RNA. NCBI's taxonomy places the organism in Eukaryota, Viridiplantae, Streptophyta, Magnoliopsida, Asterales, Asteraceae. The record is from the annotation of a GenBank genome assembly.